AUGGAUGUGGAAGAACUGAUCGGGCGGUUGACGCUCGAUGAGAAAGUCGCUUUACUAUCAGGCACGGGAUGGUGGCACACGACCGCCAUUGAGCGCCUAUCAAUACCUUCAAUUCGUCUAUCCGAUGGCCCAAACGGCCUGCGGGGAACACAUUUCUUCGACAGCACUCCCUCGGCAUGUCUCCCGUGCGGGACUGCCCUGGGAGCGACGUUUGACACUGAGCUCGCCGAGCGCAUCGGCCGCCUGCUGUCGGAUGAAGCGCACGCAAAGGGCGCCCACGUCGUUCUCGGCCCCACCAUCAACAUCCAGCGAAGCCCUCUCGGCGGACGCGGAUUCGAGUCCUUCUCGGAAGAUUCGGUCGUCUCGGGAGUCAUCGCCGGGCAUGUCGUGCGGGGGAUACAGGAGUCGGGCGUCAGCGCGACACUGAAGCAUUUCGUGUGCAACGACAUGGAGAGCGAGAGGAUGGCCGUGGAUUCGCUGGUGACGGCCCGCGCUUUACGAGAGAUCUACCUGCUGCCAUUCAUGUUAGCCAUCGAGAUAGGCAAGCCCAGGGCUGUCAUGACCUCCUACGGCAAGGUCAACGGCACGCAUGCGGCGGAGAACUCGCAUUUGCUGGCGGAUAUCCUGCGCGGCGAGUGGAAGUGGGACGGCCUUGUGAUGAGCGACUGGUUCGGAACAUACAGCACUUCGGAGGCCAUCAACAGCGGCUUGGACCUCGAGAUGCCGGGCCCUACACGGUGGAGAGGCGAGGCCCUCAAGCACGCUAUCACAUCCAACAAAGUCAAGGCAUUUGCACUGGACGAACGAGUACGGAAUGUCUUGAAGAUGGUGAAGCAUGGCAUCGAGAAUACGUCUAUACCUCCCAACGCACCCGAGGCGCAGCUGAACACCCCAGAACAUAUCGCACUGCUGAGGGAAGCCGCCGCCAAGUCUCUUGUCCUCCUCAAGAACGAGGGCAAUGUUCUACCCUUCGACCCUAAGAAGACAAUGGCUGUUAUUGGUCCGAACGCCAAUAUCGCUACGUACUGUGGUGGAGGCAGCGCCAGUCUGCGCGCCUAUAAUACCGUUUCACCUCUGGAGGGCAUUCGGCAGUAUGCCAGCGACGCCGUUUUCUCUCAGGGUGCUUAUGGCCACCAGAUGCUCCCACUGCUAGGGUCGCAGCUGCAAACUGUGGACGGCAAGCGCAAAGGGUUCACCCUUCGCGUCUACAAUGACCCUCCGCCCAGCGAGGGUGCUGCCGACGCUCGGCAAAUCAUUGACGAGAGGGUGCUGGACGAGACAAACCCUUGGUUUGUAGACUACGAUAACCCCGAGAAAGCCGAGGUCUGGUACGCUGAAGCUGAGGGUAUCCUGACGCCAGCGAGUGGUGGAGAGUGGGAAUUUGGGCUGGCAGUACACGGCACGGGAGAGCUGUUCAUCGACGGCGAACUUAUCGUCGCAAACAAAAAGAAUCAGAAGCCCGGAACCUGCUUCUUGGGAUCGGGUACGGUAGAGGAGAAGGGCACAAAGGUCCUUGAGGCCGGACGAGAGUACCGCAUCGUGGUCAAGUGGGGAUGCUCCGAGACCAGCGACCUCAAGGUGUCAGGAGGUGUCGAUUUCGGACAAGGCGGUCUCCGAUUCAGUGGGUGCCCGAAGCUCGAUGCCGACGCCGCAGUCGAAGAAGCAGUAAAGGUCGCCAAGUCGGCCGACCAGGUCGUGUUGUGCAUCGGUACUAGCGGAGAGUGGGAGUCAGAAGGGCAGGACCGUCCCAAUAUGGCUCUGCCACCAGGAACCGACAGACUGGUUGCGGCUAUUCUCGAUGCGAACCCCAAGACUGCUGUCGUCGUCCAAAGUGGAACUUCGGUUGCCAUGCCGUGGAUUGAUCAGGCUCACAGCGUGGUACAAGCUUGGUUUGGCGGCAAUGAGUGCGGCAAUGGCAUCGCCGACGUUGUCUUCGGCGCUGUCAACCCCGCCGGCAAACUACCUAUCACCAUCCCCCGCCGCGUCGCCGACAACCCUGCCGCACUCAGCUUCCGCUCUGAAAGCCACAGGGUUCUAUACAGCGAAGACGUUUACAUAGGGUACCGGUGGUACGAUGCGCUUGAUAUCGAACCCUUGUUCCCCUUCGGCCACGGUCUGUCUUACACCACCUUUGACCUGUCUGACAUGGAACUGCUCUGUGGCAAAGAAAAAAGCAACGCACGCAAGUCAGCAGCUACAGACAAGAACAGAACUUUAGUCAUUGGCGGUGCAGAGGAGCUCCUGGUCAAUGUCCAGAUCACGAACACUGGCUCUCGCUCGGGUGCCGAGGUCAUCCAGGCUUACGUGAGGCCUCCAGCGCCGACGCCCUUGACGGCCUUGGCCCGGGACGUCAUCACCCGCCCGGCCAAGGAGCUCAAGGGCUUUGCUAAGGUUUCUGUCGGCCCAGGAUCUAACAGCACGGCUCAGAUCAAAUUGGAUGUCUUGCGGGCAACGAGCUAUUGGAGUGAGACGGAAGACUGCUGGCGCAGUGAUGCAGGGGUCUACUCCAUUCUUGUCGGCACGAGCAGCAGAGGUGAUUUCCUCGAGCAGGAGUUCGAGCUUCCCGUUACUAGGAGGUGGCGGGGAUUACGACCACAUAUGGAAGAGUAG
Molecule: messenger RNA, 2610 nt
Organism: Thyridium curvatum
Lineage: Eukaryota; Fungi; Ascomycota; Sordariomycetes; Thyridiales; Thyridiaceae
Exons: 3
Coding region: 1-2610 (869 amino acids)
Biological process (GO): glucan catabolic process
Molecular function (GO): beta-glucosidase activity
Source: RefSeq, a predicted model, not a curated record